GUUCUUGAACGAGCAGGAAUUAAUGUGGGCGGAGCUUUCCACUGGUCCCUUCCGCAGCCGAGAUGGCCAAGCUCAGGUGUCUUUCUGCUUUUACCCCAGGAAGCAUAAUUUAGAGCGAAAGGGGGACGCCGCAGUCACGUCAAUUACUUCCCAAGUCAAUGUCAAAGUCCCAGGACCUAGACGGGGGCACACCGUUACGUCGAUAUAAACGCGAAUUCUCACCUGACCAAACUAACACGACUUGACAUUGCGAGGUUAGCGCAUUGACUCCCAAGUUUGUUUGCGCCUAACCGAGACUGUUAACACAGCAUACCCUCGGUAAGUCUCUUUGGACUUUACUAACAUCAUGACUGGCAGUGCCAUGAGACGUGAUAAAGGAGGUGCUGAUAGCAGCGGAAAGACACUUUGCUAUCUGCCGUAAGCUAAUUAACAUGGAUAGCUGAAAAUUGCGGUGGCACUGUCUGUGUCCCCCAAAUAAUUCCCAAAGUGAGAAUUAUUUUUUGUUGUUGACAGUUCAUUCCGGAAUUAUUUUGCUACUGCCCCGAAUGUAACCUGAACCGUCAGCAUAUAGUAAAUACACUUCAUUGAGGGAUUUAUAAUUGGCCCCAAAUCCUCAAACUGAAUACGGUAUACUAUUCCUAUAGAACAGUAGCGGAACACUGUUUUGUCUUUUAGCAUCAGCAUGGGUAUUAAAAUAAAUGUGACUUGUACUAUUUCAUACAUCCUACUGGACAUCAUUAUCGCCACACUCUUAUAUAUUCACGGAUCACAGUUUAACAUUUUUGUAGAAGAUGGUUUGAACUUUAGCAUUCUGCAGUCGGCAUUGGACAUCUGGGGGACUGUGCUGCUUCGAGCUUCUCUCCUCCUGGGUGCCUCUAUUGGAGUCUUAUGGAACAGAGAAGAUGGCCCACACACGGUGGCUAAACUCACCACCCUCAUCCUCUUAGUCUGCCAGACUAUUAUUACAUAUACUCUGGCCAAGCUGCUGAUGCUGAGUGAACUUGAGUCGCUAUCUCAUCGUCCUUGGUCUUUGAGUCUGAUUUGCUGGACCUGUUUCUCCUCGUUGGCAGUUCUGGGGCUGUGGUGGGUUCUCGGAAAGGAAAAUAGCAGUGAACCGGGACAUUGUGACGACACUGAGGACUUGCUUCAGCCAGAUGGUAAAGAGGAGGAGGAAGAUGGGGUACGCAGUGAGAGGAAGAACAAUUGUGAGAAGAAAGAAACAGAGAAGACCACCACAGGAGCUACACUGGGGCGUCUACUGAGCUACACGAAACAAGAUGGUGGACUGUUAACUGUGGCUAUUAUCUUCCUUGUCAUUUCUGCUGUGUGUGAAGCCUUCAUACCUUACUACUAUGGGAAGGCGAUAGAUAGCAUUGUGGUUCACCAUAGCAUGGAAUACUUUGCUAAACCUGCCAUCACACUCACAGUCUUGGCCUUCACCAGUUCAAUUGCAAUUGGAGUGCGUGGAGGAGUGUUUACACUCACAUUUGCACGAUUGAAUCUUCGGUUCAGGAACCACCUCUUUAGAACUCUAAUGAGGCAGGAUAUUGGCUUUUUUGAUGAGAACCAUACAGGUGACAUCACGUCACGUCUGUCAGCUGACACCACCCAAGUGAGUGACCUCAUCUCCCAGAACAUUAACGUGUUCUUGAGGAGCACCAUCAAGGCUGUUGGGUUUCUCAUUUUCAUGUUUGGAAUGUCCUGGAAGCUAACAUUAGUGAACAUGAUGGGACUUCCUUUUAUUGCCCUUCUUUCUGAGUAUUAUGGAAAUUAUUACAAGAAACUAACUAAAGAGGUGCAAACAACUCUUGCAAAGGCUAACAAAGUUGCGGAAGAAACCAUUUCAGCUAUGAAGACAGUACGAAGCUUUGCCAACGAGCAUCGAGAGGCUGACUCCUACUACGACAAGCUGGUUGUCAUGUAUCAUCUCAACAAGAAACAAGCCCUGGCAUAUGCUUGCUAUAUGUGGUCCAGUUGUAUCUCAGAGCUUGCUCUGGAGGUUACCAUUCUCGCCUACGGUGGCCACCUUGUGGUGACUGGUCAGAUGGAAAGCAGCCAGUUGUUAUCGUUUUUCAUAUACAUGCUUGAAAUGGGGGAAUGUUUGGCGAACAUUGCAUCAGUUUACUCAGGGCUCAUGCAGGGCGUAGGAGCUGCUGAAAAGGUUUUCGAGUACUUGGACAGAAAACCCAAACACCCACCUGAUGGUACAGAUACUCUGGAGUCAUUCACUGGUCUGGUAGAUUUUCAAGACAUCACAUUUUCCUACCCUACUCGGCCAGAGAUUGAAAUCCUCAAGGGAGUGUCAUUCACUCUAAAGCCUGGCGAGGUUACCGCCCUGGUUGGACCGUCAGGCAGUGGAAAGAGCUCCUGUGUCAACCUAUUGGAAAACUUCUAUGUUCCCCAGCAUGGUCAAGUCCUGCUGGACGGAAAGCCUGUUCACACCUUCCAGCAUGGAGACCUCCAUUCUCGGGUGGCGCUUGUAGGCCAAGAACCAGUGCUUUUUGCCCGAACAAUCGAGGAGAACAUCACUUAUGGUCUGACUGAUGUCCCCGUGGAGGCUGUCAUACAGGCAGCCACAAAGGCGAAUGCUCAUGAUUUCAUCAUCGCCCUGCCCCAAGGCUAUCAAACAAGUGUUGGAGAGAAAGGCGCACAGUUGUCAGGUGGGCAAAAACAAAGAGUGGCCAUUGCAAGAGCUCUUGUCCGACAACCUCGUGUUCUUAUCUUGGAUGAGGCGACCAGUGCCUUGGAUGCAGAGAGUGAACAUGUUGUACAGCAAGCGCUGAACAACAUCAUGAGGGAGCACACAGUGUUAGUUGUUGCACAUCGGCUCAGCACCGUGGAGAGGGCAGACAGCAUCAUUGUGAUCGAUAAGGGCCAUGUGGCUGAACAGGGAUCUCACGGUCAGCUGAUGGCCAGUGGGGGGUUGUACUACAAACUGGUGCAGCGACAGGUUCUGGGCAUAGAGACGGGGGAUGAAGUACUAAAUCUUUCAGAGAAUUCCUCCUGGAAGCCUGAUGGAGGACACCAGCGUAGCAGACAAAGCAGCAGUGCAAGGUCACAGGGUGCUGGAGCCUAUCCCAGCUGACUUCGGGCAAAAAGGCCGACGACACCCUGAAUCUGUCGCCAGUCAGUCGCAGGGCACAUAUAGACACGGACAACCAUUUGCACUCAGAUUUACACAGUCACUGAGUAGGAACUGAACCCAGGCUGCCUCACCAAAGUCAGGCGAGUGUACCACUGCACCAUCAGUGACUGGUUAUUGAAUACUCCAUCAAAUAUAUACAUAAUCUUAACAACAAUACUGUGGAAAAAGUAUUUGCCACUUCCUGAUUUCAGUUUUUUUUUAAAUUUUUUUUUUUUUUUAAUAUAAAUACAAAUGUUUUUGAUAAUCCAACCAAUUCCAAUCCUCCAAAGACAGCCCAAAUAAUUGCAAAAUGCAGUUUCUAAAUUAAAAUUGUAUUUUUUAAGAAACCUAUCCAAACCUAUCUGGCCCUUUGUAAAAAAGUAAUUGCCAGUUUUGUCAAAUGAAGAAAUCACUUAAAUAGUACCUGUAAAACAACGUGAAGUGGGCUAUGAGAUCUAAACAAUCAGUCGCGCCACAAUCCAAAGAAAUCAAGAACACACGAGGAACAAAGUAAUCAGUCUGUAGCAGUCUGGUUUUGGGACUCCAGUGACCCAUUUGGAGCCAUUACCCACAAAUGGAGAAAACUAGGAAUGGUGAACCUUCUCAGGAGUGGUCGGCCAUACAAAAUUACUCCAGGAGUGCAACGAUUUGUCAAAGUGGUCCUAAAUGAACCCAAAAUGACAUCUGAAGAACUGCAGGCCUCAUUGCCACUCAACUUUAAAAUAGACACUUGGCUAAAAUGGAAUCCAUGGGAGAGUUCCAAGGUGAAAACUACUGCUGACAACAAACAAAGGCUUACCUCCCAUUUACCCCAAAGAUUUGAUGGCCCCUAAAUAAUCUGUAGACUGGACAACUUGCUGUGAUUAUUGGAACAAUUCUGCGGUAUACUAAUAAAUCAUGAAGGUGAACGUCCGGCUAGCUCUUCAUACCCUCAAGUGCCCUUGGGUUAUGCAGUAAAGAAAAUCUAAAAUCAACCAGUAAGUCCACCUGAAUGACAAGAAAAAUGAGGUGCUGUGCUUAACUGCAGUUCAUGCCCAUCCAUCCAUUUUCUGAGCCGCUUCUCCUCACUAGGGUCGCGGGCGUGCUGGAGCCUAUCCCAGCUGUCAUCGGGCAGGAGGCGGGGUACACCCUGAACUGGUUGCCAGCCAAUCAGUUCAUGCCCAGAAACCCUAAAGAACUAAGUUAAAAGAAUUCUGCAAAGGGGAUUGAGCCAAAAUUGUUCUCCAGUGAUGCAAACAAACUCAUCAGUUAUUGCAAACUCUUGAUUUCAGUUAUUGCUGUCAAGGCCGGCACAACAGGUUAUUAGGUUUAGGCCUUCUUCACAUAGGACAAGAUAGAUUUGGAUUUUUUUCCCUUAAUAAAUAAAAUUAUUUAGAAACAGAAUUUUACAUUUGGAUUGUCUUUGUGAAAUAUUAAAAUCAGCAUGAUGAUCUGAGAUAUUUUAGUGAUAAAUACGCAAAAAACAAACAAACAAAAACAAAAAACAAUCAGGAGCGGUGAAGCUUUCACAGCACUAUAUACAUUAUUGUUUAAAUAGAAUUUAUGCCAUGUGGAAUUAAAAUUAGUGCACGAGAUAACUAAGUUAAAUAAGGUUGUGUUUGUAUCUUGACUAUAAUUUCUAUACCUCAAUAAUUGAAAAUUUUGAUCUUGGGUUUCUGACCCCAGUGUAAUUUGCUGAGUCAGUAACUGUAAUUUUCCUAUUGCACUCAUUUAUUACAUUGUGAUAUAUGUUACAUGUAGCCAUGUCAGGACUUGAUCAGCUAUUAGACACUUUAUUCAUCCUCAUCAUAUGCUAGACAUAGCAUUGAUGAUACUCAAUUUCUUCAAAUCAUUACCCAUCGCAUUAUAUCCUUUCUGGACAAUUCCUGUGCCCUUGCCACUUGUGGUAGCAUGAGGCGGUAUCUGCAACCUGCAAAUGUGCUGUGACCAGGAGUUUUGCGGUAUCUUCCAGCACUGUGUCAGAAGUGUGGAGGGGAUCGUUGGAAAUCAACGGUGAAUCAAGAGUAGCUCAAAUACUGGUUUCCUCUUUAUCCAAUGAAGAACAGUCUACCAGCAAGCCACUUGUAUACGAUCCUGCCAAAACUGUCAAGACUCCAUGAGGGCCUGACAUCCACAGGAGAGGCCUCAAGGCUCGUGGUUCCAUCUAUAACUUGAAUAUGUCAGUUCUUGUGGUUGGAGUGUAUCAGCAGUUUCUUGAUGACAAAGCCAUUGAUGCUAUACUGGCCCACCCAUUCUCCAGACCUGAAUCCAAUCGAUUCUCAUCACUGACUAGUGAUCCAGGUCUGGAAGGCCCCCGGCCAGGACCAUAAGUCGUCUUGUCAGGAGCAAGUCCAUAUGGUGUAGGAAGAGUACACAGGCACGUGAAUCCUCCACACUGAUCAACAUCUCCUGUUUUAUUUUGAAUAUGAUCCUGAACUACUUUGUUCUAAGAAAAUAUGUUCUGAAAAAAAUGUAUUCAAUAAAGAUUUUCCAUUAGAAUAUUUCAUUCAUUGAGCUCUGGGAUGUCUGAUACAAGUGUGCUUUAUUCAUUUAUUACAUUAUUGAGUAUAUAAUACAGUACUCAUUGAUUUAAGGCCAAAUGCUGCAUACAUGCCCAAUUGAUUAAAAAAAAGGCCGAUGAGCUAUUUAGGCUGUAAAUAGUUUCGGUUUUCUGUUUGUGUGAUUAUUUUGUAUGUGGAUAAAGUAGUAGUAAAAUAACCAAUA
Molecule: messenger RNA, 5827 nt
Organism: Phyllopteryx taeniolatus (common seadragon)
Lineage: Eukaryota; Metazoa; Chordata; Actinopteri; Syngnathiformes; Syngnathidae
Gene: abcb9
Product: ATP-binding cassette, sub-family B (MDR/TAP), member 9
Exons: 12
Coding region: 683-3085 (800 amino acids)
Biological process (GO): transmembrane transport
Cellular component (GO): membrane
Molecular function (GO): ABC-type oligopeptide transporter activity; ATP hydrolysis activity; ATP binding
Source: RefSeq, a predicted model, not a curated record